Molecule: messenger RNA, 752 nt
Organism: Schistocerca americana (American grasshopper)
Lineage: Eukaryota; Metazoa; Arthropoda; Insecta; Orthoptera; Acrididae
Gene: mRpL11
Product: 39S ribosomal protein L11, mitochondrial
Exons: 3
Coding region: 86-676 (196 amino acids)
Biological process (GO): translation
Cellular component (GO): ribosome; mitochondrial large ribosomal subunit
Molecular function (GO): large ribosomal subunit rRNA binding; structural constituent of ribosome
Source: RefSeq, a predicted model, not a curated record
CCGAGGAUAUCGAAACGUCGUACAAAUGUCUAAUGUUUGUAAAUAAUGUAGACGAAGAGCAGUAGACUUCAGUGAACAGUUCAAAAUGUCGAAAGCUGCUGGUAGGCUGAAGAGCUUGCGUAAAGCCGUUGACAAGGUGCAACAUGGAAAUAAAAUUCGAACCAAUAUCCCAGCAGGAAUGGCAGUUGCCGGUCCUCCGUUAGGACCAAUGCUUGGGCAGCAUGGAAUCAAUAUUGCAGCUUUUUGCAAGGAUUUCAAUGAAAGAACAAAGGAUUUAAAAGAGGGAAUACCUCUUCCAUGUAGAAUUACAGUUAAUGCUGAUAGGAGUUAUCAGCUUAUUAUGCAUAAGCCACCUGCUACAUUUUUCCUAAAACAAGCUGCUGGUAUACAAAGGGGUGCUAUGGAACCAGGAAAAGAAAUAUCAGGAAAAAUAACACUAAAGCAUUUGUAUGAAAUAGCAAAAAUCAAAUCAGAAGAUCCUCCUUUGGCAUGUUACACUUUAGAACAAAUAUGUAUAAUGUUGGUAGGUGUUGCAAGAUCAUGUGGCAUUGAAAUAACAAGAUAUAUUGACUCAGUUGAAUAUGGUGAAUUUUUGGAAGAAAGGAGAGAAGUUGUUGAACAACAGAAGAAAGAACUUCAAGAGAAAAAGGAAGCUCGGAUGUUAAGAACAGGCUAAUCACUCUCUCUUUGUAUCUUCCUUUGUUGUGUAGUUGUAAAAAGAAAGUUUACUGUUAUUAAAAACAGAAGAGAUA